Messenger RNA from Adineta steineri, 1464 nucleotides. Lineage: Eukaryota; Metazoa; Rotifera; Eurotatoria; Adinetida; Adinetidae. The record is from the annotation of a GenBank genome assembly.
AUGUAUCCAUUAAUAAUACUCGAUGAAUUAAUUAAUCGUUGUCCUAAGCUAAUUAAUGAAAUAGGUCGAGAACAAUUGACUCAAUUCAUUCUUAAUCGAUCUCAUUGUUUAUUAUCAAACUCAAACUCUGUUGUUUGUUCACUUCUUGAAAAAUUUUCAUUAAAUACCAAUUAUGAUUUAAUAAAAGAGAUUUCGUCGAUGUCUAUGAAACAAAAUAAAAAAAAUCAUCGAACACAAGUAGAAAUAAUUGAUUGUGGACCAUCUGGAUUAUUGUUAGGUGCAUUAUUAUUUCGACCAAGUAUUGAUUCAAUUAUAAUUGAAGAACAAUCUCGUUCAGAUGUUGAAUCAAAUAUUCGUGCAGGUGUUCUUGAACAAUCAAUAAUUGAUUUACUUGAUGAAAUUGAUAUUAAUGAACGAGUUUUAAAAGAAGGAAUUAUACAACGUUGUAUAAAUAUACAAUUUAAUGGUGAAAGAAUUAGUGUACCAAUAACAGAAUAUACCGAAGGAAAAGUUUCAACAUUUUAUAGUCAAAAUCUUGUUGUACAAGAUUUAAUCGAAUCGCGGUUAAAAACAAAUCAAAGGCUUUGGUUUGAUGUUGAAUAUGCUAGAAUUGAACGACAUGAUAAAACAGAUGAUGGUCAACGUCCUUUAAUUAAAUUUCGUCGUCGAAAUAGUAGCAAAGAAGAAUUCAUUGAAUGUGACUUUAUAGCUGGAUGUGAUGGAGGAGCAAGUAAAUGUUGUCGUCAUUCAAUUCCAAAAGAUGAAAUUCGUACAAUUAGAAAAAGUUAUCCAUAUUCAUGGUUAAGUAUUCUUGUUGAUAGUCCACCUGAUGGAUACGAAGUAGUCUAUAGUUUUGAUAAAACAGAUGGUUUUGCUCUUCAGAGUCUUCGUUCUCCAACAAAGAGCCGUUAUCACUUGCAAGUUUCUGUUGAUGAUAAAUUAGAAGAUUGGCCAGAUGAAAGAAUUUGGUCACAGUUGAACAAACGAUUAACAUUAAAAGAUAAAUCUUGGAAAUUAAAUGAAGGAGCAAUUAUUCAUGGAGCAUUAUUUCCAGUAAGAACUUCGAUGAUAACUCCAAUGCAAUACAAACGUUUAUUUUUAGUUGGUGAUGCUGCUCAUAUCGUUCCUCCAAUUACUGCUAAAGGUCUUAAUGUUGCUGUUAAAGAUGCUCGAAUAUUAGCUGAAGCAAUUAUUGAUGUGUAUGAUAAUAAUAAAUUCGAUAAAUUAAAUAAUUAUACAGAUAAAUGUCUGAUACAUAUAUCUGAAGCUGAAGAAUUUGCUACUUAUAUGACAUCACUUUUACAUAAAUUAGAUUUAUCAAAUGAAAAUAAUGAGAUUAAUGAAUUUGAAGAAAUUUUACAACGAGCACGUCAACAACAAAGUCAACAAUCAAGUGCUUUACGACGUCUUAUUGCUCAAAUGUUUGUCAGCUUAAUUAACUUAGAAAACAUAUUACAUUGUUAA